GGGGGGGCGGGGCCUGCGUGGUGACGCCACGGCGCCGUGCCCCUGCUGUGGCUGAAAGCAGAGACGGAGACCCCGUGUAGUUGCCAACGCCCGUUGAAGACGGCGCCUGUAGGGGAGGCGAUACUGUAAUACAUUGGAUAAAGUGUGAAGGUGGAGAUUCCAGUGACGUACAACUAUGCAGACUAUUAAAUGUGUUGUAGUUGGUGAUGGUGCUGUUGGUAAAACAUGUCUCUUAAUCUCCUAUACAACAAACAAAUUUCCAUCAGAGUAUGUUCCUACGGUAUUUGAUAACUAUGCUGUAACAGUUAUGAUUGGUGGUGAACCAUAUACCUUAGGACUGUUUGACACUGCAGGUCAGGAAGACUAUGACCGAUUACGACCACUGAGCUAUCCACAGACUGAUGUUUUCCUUGUGUGCUUUUCUGUUGUGUCACCAUCUUCAUUUGAAAAUGUUAAAGAAAAGUGGGUACCUGAGAUAACUCACCACUGUCCAAAGACUCCAUUCCUGCUUGUUGGGACUCAGAUUGAUCUAAGGGAUGACUCCUCAACCAUCGAGAAACUUGCCAAGAACAAACAGAAGCCCAUCAUCCUGGAUAAUGCUGAAAAACUGGCCAAGGACCUGAAAGCGGUCAAAUAUGUGGAGUGUUCCGCUCUGACACAAAAAGGACUAAAGAAUGUAUUUGACGAAGCGAUAUUGGCAGCCCUGGAGCCACCAGAACCCAAGAAGAAAAGACGCCCUUGUUCACUGUUAUGAACAGUGUCUGCAGGCUGACAUAUUGAAGCAUUGUUUAAAAAAAAAUCAUCUUGCAAUAACACCCUGCACACAACCACGAGUGCGAUGUUGGGAGGAAUAGAAUAGCCAAUGGUAAAUUUUCCCCCUUCUGAUGUAACAUUUAAGUAGUCAAUGAAUUUUUUGUUCGAUUUAUUUUCCACUGGAUACUUAUCCAUAAACUAGGUUUUAAUCUGCUGUUCUAAAAUUCCUUACCACAAACCUGAGACUUGCACAGUAAUUGCUUCUGUUUAAUGAUCAACUAAUGGCUUUUUAAGAUGUUGCCACACUCCCAAGUGCCACAUCCAACAACUUAGGACCAUUGUUCUACCUUUUGUUGUCGUCGAGCUGAAUUAGUCCUAUUAUCACCAGACUUUAAAAAAAAAUUGGGGCCCAUGUAUCUUUUGUGGUGAUUUUUAGUGGCAAUAUUUUGGCUAAUUUAUCACUUUACUUCAAAUUGCUCCCACCAGUGCUUUACACUGCUUUUAUAAAAUGUUCUCUCCAGCUGCAACCCAUGUUUGGAAUCUCACCAUUGCCACAGUUCAAAGCUGGAUAUGAAACCUUACUGAAUUUGAUUUAAUUUUGCUGCAGUCCCAGUGACACUGCAGGAAGACUUUAGACUAAGCUAGGUAUUGGAUCUGAAAUCUGUUGGACUCUGCCAGAUGCUUGAGCAGCUAAAAGGCUGUUGAUGGACUGUUGUGCUUGGGAGUGGUGUGGGAGAUACUUGUAAGUGCAGACUGGAUUCCUGUGGGAAUAAUAAAUGCUAAGGAUCCUUUGUAGAAUUCAGUGUUAAAAUUUUUACCAAAUCUUUUGAUUUUUUUUUUCCAUUUGAUGUGUCAUGUUCCAUCGUCCUUGUAACUUUUUUGGUUUAAAACAAAAGCUUUAUUUCAUGUUGAGUUCUUUGUAUAUGCAUUUUCAAAAUAUUAAACUUGUACCUUAAUGGCCUUUAUUGAUGAGUUGUAUUGAGAUUGAUUGCCACUUGGCUCAUAAAAGCUAUGCUGUAUGAAGACUUUGAGUAAAUUAAAUGACAUUGGCUUUGUUCUGCAUCUGUGUACACUGGUCAUGUUCAGGCGAGAUUGCCAGCUAAAAUUUAAUCUUCUAACUGGUGUUUGGGGGUUUAGCAAAUGAUGCCUGGCUAUUUAAUGGCCAGCAUCAAUGCUGGCAAGUCUGACUAAGCUACCCAGUUAGGUAUGCAUUUUUUUUUUUAGCUACAGUCUUAAUCUAGAAGUAAAUGAUUCUUAACUCUGAAGAGAAAGCAUGUUCAAACUGAGGUAAGUCUGAACUCCAUGUUUGCUUCACUCAUACUACAUAAAGCGGUCUAAACUUGCACACCAUGCUUUGCUAAAAACAAUAGGUGGAAUGAGAUUAAGGCAACAAUGAAGCUUUUGGCAAACUUAAAGACACAGCCAUAACUACAAACACUUCCAAGUAAGAUUCAUGUGAGUAAUAGUAACUGAAUGUUGAAACACUUCAGUCUCACCUGGCAUUUGCUUUAAAUGGAGCAGCUAUUCUGAAUUAGAGUGCACAUUGAUGACACUAGGUGCUACAAUAAUCAUGCAACCUUCCAAAUGAAACCAUGUGCCAUGCAAUAUUAAUAUUUAUUGCCAAUAGCGACUCCCUGGGAAAGGGACUUGAUUUAGAGUAGGGAAUUGAUAUACUAGUCACACAUGGUGGGUUGCAGAGUAAGGACCUAAAGUAGACAAUGCAGCAAACUGCAUAGAUGCCAACUGUUGCUUAAAGUUACGUUUGAAAAGCUGAAAUGGCCUUCCAUAGUGCUUUUAAGUUGACUUAUAAUGUAUUUCAUUUUCAGCAGCCCUUUUGUAUGGGAUCUGGUGCAAGUGGUAGUGACUAAGUUUAAAUACUUAAGUUGCACACCAGAUUUCUGUCCCUUGCAAGUAUACGUUUGUAUGAAGACCUACAGGCCAUUGAUAAAUGGCAUUCCAUACAUUUUACCAGAAUGGAUAGAUCUCAAAUUGCAUUCACAUUGGAAUUUUAAUGUGGUUCUUUGUUUUGAUCACAACAAGCAUCGUAGUUGUUUGCACAUGAAGAACGACAGCAAAUGCUGUCAUCAGGACCUGUAACACCAGCACUGGAAAAUAUUGAAUGACACCCACUAUUUCACCCUUUAACCACCACAAUAGACUUUAUGGAACACUGAUCUUGUGUAGCUCUUAGUGAAAGUCUGGAGAUUCUAGCUGUAAGGUAUCUGUAUGGAAACAUUUGUCUUGAAGCCUAGUGAUAAUUCUAGUCUUAUGUAGCAUGUAAGUAAUGUAUUUUUCCUACUCAACAUUAAAAUGGUACAUUUUAA
Molecule: messenger RNA, 3077 nt
Organism: Carcharodon carcharias (great white shark)
Lineage: Eukaryota; Metazoa; Chordata; Chondrichthyes; Lamniformes; Lamnidae
Gene: cdc42
Product: cell division cycle 42
Exons: 6
Coding region: 176-754 (192 amino acids)
Biological process (GO): small GTPase-mediated signal transduction
Molecular function (GO): GTPase activity; GTP binding
Source: RefSeq, a predicted model, not a curated record